Messenger RNA from Mus pahari (shrew mouse), 2227 nucleotides. RefSeq names its product grainyhead like transcription factor 3 (gene Grhl3). Bases 187 to 1995 code for a protein of 602 amino acids. The transcript is spliced from 16 exons. NCBI's taxonomy places the organism in Eukaryota, Metazoa, Chordata, Mammalia, Rodentia, Muridae. The record is from RefSeq and is a predicted model, not a curated record. Gene Ontology annotation, biological process: regulation of transcription by RNA polymerase II. Gene Ontology annotation, molecular function: RNA polymerase II cis-regulatory region sequence-specific DNA binding; DNA-binding transcription activator activity, RNA polymerase II-specific. Gene Ontology annotation, cellular component: nucleus.
CCAAUCAGCGCCAUCGCAGCCGGGGACCGCUGUCAGCAAAAUCUCAACAUCCAAAGCGCAACGUAGAGCAAACGCUUCCCCGGGCAGGGAGGGAAUGUCUGUGUCAGGGGAGAAUUAAGAGACGAGCGGUCAAGCAGCGCCUGCGAGCCAACCAGAGACGGAUCGCUGGAAUCUCGGAGAAGGAAGAUGUCGAAUGAACUUGAUUUCAGGUCUGUGCGGCUACUGAAGAAUGACCCUGUGAGCUUCCAGAAGUUUCCCUACAGUAAUGAGGACGAGGCCUGGAAGACAUACCUGGAGAACCCUUUGACGGCUGCCACCAAGGCCAUGAUGAGAGUCAAUGGGGACGAGGAGAGUGUGGCCGCUCUGAGCUUCCUCUAUGACUACUAUAUGGGUCCCAAGGAGAAGCGGAUACUGUCCUCCAGCACUGGUGGCCGGAAUGACCAAGGAAAGAAGUUCUACCACAGCAUGGACUAUGAACCGGAUCUUGCCCCCCUCGAGAGCCCCACGCACCUCAUGAAAUUUUUGACAGAGAACGUGUCUGGAAGUCCAGACUACACCGACCAGCUCAAGAAGAACAACCUGCUAGGCUUGGAGGGGGUUCUACCCACCCCCGGCAAGACCAAUACCGUCCCCCCAGGUCCAAGUAAGCUGGAAGCCAGCUCCAUGGACAGCUACCUCUUGCCCGCCAGCGACAUGUAUGACAACGGCUCUCUCAACUCGUUAUUCGAGAGCAUUCAUGGGGUUCCACCCACACAGCGCUGGCAGCCAGACAGCACCUUCAAAGAUGACCCACAGGAGUCGCUGCUCUUCCCUGAUAUCCUGAAGACAUCCCCGGAUCCCCCGUGCCCAGAGGAUUAUCCAGGUCUCAGAAGCGACUUUGAAUACACCCUGGGCUCCCCCAAAGCCAUUCACAUCAAAGCAGGGGAGUCACCUAUGGCCUACCUCAACAAGGGUCAGUUCUACCCCGUCACCCUACGCACCCCAGCGGGAGGGAAAGGCCUCGCUCUGUCCUCCAGCAAAGUCAAGAGUGUGGUGAUGGUCGUGUUCGAUAACGACAAAGUCCCUGUGGAGCAGUUGCGUUUCUGGAGGCACUGGCAUUCCCGGCAGCCCACCGCCAAGCAGCGCGUCAUCGACGUAGCCGACUGUAAGGAAAACUUCAACACGGUCCAGCACAUCGAGGAGGUGGCCUAUAACGCGCUGUCCUUUGUGUGGAAUGUCAACGAGGAAGCCAAGGUGUUCAUCGGUGUCAACUGUCUGAGCACAGACUUCUCCUCGCAGAAGGGGGUGAAGGGCGUCCCCCUGAACUUGCAAAUUGACACCUAUGACUGUGGAGCAGGCACUGAGCGCCUGGUACACCGAGGUGUCUGCCAGAUCAAGAUCUUCUGUGAUAAGGGAGCCGAGAGGAAGAUGCGAGAUGAUGAACGGAAGCAGUUUCGAAGGAAGGUCAAGUGCCCAGACUCCAGUAACAAUGGAAUCAAGGGCUGCCUGCUGUCAGGCUUCAGGGGCAAUGAGACCACAUACUUGCGGCCAGAAGCUGACCUGGAAACCCAGCCUGUGUUGUUUAUCCCCAAUCUGCAUUUCUCCAGCCUACAGCGCCCAGGAGGGGUUGUCCCCUCAGCAGGACACAGCAGCUCUGACAGGCUGCCUCUGAAGCGAACCUGCUCACCCUUUGCUGAGGAGUUUGAACCUCUUCCCUCCAAACAAGCCAAGGAAGAUGACCUUCAGAGAGUUCUAUUGUAUGUGAGGAGGGAGACAGAGGAGGUGUUUGACGCGCUCAUGUUGAAGACCCCGGACCUGAAGGGGCUGAGGAAUGCGAUCUCUGAGAAGUACGGCCUCCCUGAGGAGAAUAUUUGCAAAGUGUACAAGAAAUGCAAGCGAGGCAUCCUGGUCAACAUGGACAACAACAUCAUCCAGCACUAUAGCAACCACGUGGCCUUCCUGUUGGACAUGGGUGAGCUGGAUGGCAAGAUCCAGAUCAUCCUGAAGGAGCUAUGAGGGCCCGGCCUCAAGCAUCCCGCACCUGGGGCCCGGCUCAAGCCACGUACAACCUCUUCUGUGUCAGCUGUUACUUGAAAUGUCUUUCUUCGGGAAAGAGAUCUCGCAAGGAACCAACUCAGUGAUGUCUGAGCCAGGGAGAGACCAAGAAGGUUCCAGAAUCUCAAUGUCUCACCCAGGCUUGAACUCACUCCAGAGCUUCCUGAAAGUAACCAACCCACCAGAGAGUCUG